AUCCUUUCCUUUAUACAACGAGUACUCGAGAUAAUUCCGAAAUAUUUAAUUCACUGGUAACAAUUAACCCACUGAAAUAAAUUCUUUGUAAAAAUGAAGAAAAAAGAAAACCACAACCCUUUCCCGACAUAGCAUAGCAUUGUUAAAUGCAAUUAGAAAGGAAAACUAAUUCGAAACUCAUCGAAACAAAGUUUUUGUCGACUGGAUCAUCAUCCACGCACUUGAGAGCUCCGCCGCUCCCUUUCGAGAUUUGGUCUCGCUUCCCAAAUGUUGAAGGUUGGCUGAGACUCACUGACUCACUGAGAUGCUGAAGAUGAUGAUGCGGAAUAUAGCUGCUUCUUCUUCUUCUUAUUGCACCAGCAGGAGAUGGAGAGGUAUGCCUUGUCUUCACUCUAACUCCACUCUUGUUGUUUUCGCCAACGAUUACUUUGCUUUCCUUCACUCUCAACCUUUUAAACCAAUCAAAUCUACAAGAACCCAACUAGAGCAGCCAGUGAGAAACUCACCCAAAAUCACAACUGUUGAGGAUGCUUUCAAUGUGUUUGAUAGAGUGCUUCAAAUGCGUCCUCGGCCUUCAGUUGUUCGUUUCACUCAAAUAUUGGGUCAAGUUGCGAAAUUGAAACAUUAUCCGGCCGUCAUCAUCUUGUAUAAACAAAUGGGUGUGUCGGGAAUUGGACCUAAUGUUUAUACUCUAAACAUUCUCAUAAAUUGUUAUUGUCAUCUAAACCAAAUGGGGUUUAGUUUAUCUGUAUUGGGAAAUUUCUUCAAAGUUGGUCUUGAACCAGAUGUCUUUACCUUCACCACUCUAAUCAACGGCUUUCUUCUUGAGAAUAGAGUGGCGGAGGCGGCAACCCUUCUCCACAAGAUGAUGAGGGGAGGUAAUUGUCAGCCUAAUGUGGUUACUUAUGGCACGCUAGUAAAGGGCUUUUGCAUGAAAGGUAACAAUAGUGCUGCUAUUCAGUUGCUUAGGAAGAUGGAGGAAGGAGCUUGCAAGCCUGACCUAGUUGUCUAUAGCACAAUCAUCGACAGUCUUUGUAAGGAUACACUAGUUGAUGAUGCAUUGAACCUCUUCUCAGAAAUGAUGAGCAAGGGUAUUGCCCCAGAUGUCAUUACCUAUACAUCCUUGAUUCAUGGAGUUUGCAAAUUAGGCGAGUGGAAAGAAGCUACAAGGUUGUUGAAUGAAAUGGCAAGUAAAAAUAUAUUUCCAGAUGUGUUCACGUUCAGCGUCUUGGUAGACACAAUUUGUAAGGAGGGAAUGGUCGUGGAAGCAGAAGGCGUGGUUGAGAUGAUGAUUGAAAGAGAUAUUGAUCCUGAUUCGGUUACGUACAAUUCACUCAUGGAUGGUUACUGUUUGCGAGGAAGAAUGGACAAAGCGAAAAAGGUUUUUGAACUAAUGCUUAGCAAGGGCUCGAUGGUUAAUGUUGUUAGUUACAGCACAUUGAUAAAUGGAUAUUGUAAGCAUAAAAAGAUUGAUGAGGCCAUGAUGCUUUUUCUGGAUAUGUCUCAUAAGGGGCUAGUUGCAGAUACCGUUACUUAUACCGCUCUUAUGGACGGUUUUUGCAAAGUGGGUAGAAUAGAUGAUGCACAAAAGUUGUUCUCUAAGAUGCAAGCUUGUGGCCAGCUUCCAGAUGCUCAAGCUUUUUCUAUUUUACUGGAUGGCCUGUGUAAAAACCGACAACUUUCUAGGGCAAUGCAAUUGUUUGGAGAGAUGGAAGCGAAGAAGUUGGAUAUUAAUAUUGUGAUUUACAAUAUUCUUAUUGAAGGUUUGUGCAUAGCUGGAAAAAUUGAAUCUGCAAGGGAUCUCUUUUGUGGUUUAUCAUCAAAAGGACUUGAACCUAAUGCGAGGACAUACACUAUAAUGAUUAAUGGACUCUGUAUCGCGGGCCUUACAAGCGAAGCAGAAAAGUUUCUUAUUGAAAUGGAAGUGGAAGGCUGUUCUCCUAAUGGUUGGACCUAUAAUACAAUUAUCCGAGGGUUCAUCCAUAAUAAACAGACAUCAAGGGCGAUGGUACUUAUUCAAACAAUGGUAGAGAAGGGUUUUUCUGCAGAUGCAUCAACAACAGAGUUGAUAGUUAAUUUACUGUCGAAAGAUGAAGUAGAUCCUGCUUUGUUGCCGUUGAUAAAAAAAUCACUGUGAAAUUAAUAUGCAUUUGUGGACAAUGAAAUUUGGAACUGCUGCACCUUCAAUGGCCAUAAAGGUAUUACAGUGGUUGUGCAUAUGGCAGGAGGUGAAAAUGCCUUCUCAUUUGCAUCCUUAAUUUCUGAUGGCAAUUUUGCUUGGGAUUGGAAGUCAUCAUUUCCUUUCUCAUUCGUGACAAUGGACUACUGAAGUGACUGAAUAUGCUCAUCUCCAAUACGAAAGACCUUAGUCCCUCUCAGCACAUGAAAGUCCGGUACUUUCUAAAUGCUACACUUGAGUUUAGCUGCACCGCACGUUUGGUUUUCUCGUUUAGUUGGCCAACCCUUGGUCCUUAUGAAACAUAAGGCCAUUCUCCAACACAUGCUCAUGCUUUCUUGAUAUUAACAGAUAUCAGGUCGGUGUAGUAUUUUCGCAGUGUUUUUCAUGUCUCUUCAUUUCCGGCUGCACAUAAAAAUGUAUACAUAGCAAACGUUUGUUGUUAGGCUUUGACAAGUAUAACCUUGGAAUUGUUCUUGUUUAUGUUCUGUGUGUCUGGCCAAAAUAGACAACUUUGGCGGGCAUUUAUGAUACAUGAUAAUUGAAUCUUUGGAUAUAACAGCUCAUGACAUGAGAUACAGGAUUGGGUUA
Prunus persica (peach) is the source of this 2767-nucleotide messenger RNA. Its product is annotated as pentatricopeptide repeat-containing protein At1g63330. The transcript is spliced from 2 exons. The record is from RefSeq and is a predicted model, not a curated record. Gene Ontology annotation, molecular function: protein binding. The coding region runs from base 305 to 2137 and encodes 610 amino acids. NCBI's taxonomy places the organism in Eukaryota, Viridiplantae, Streptophyta, Magnoliopsida, Rosales, Rosaceae.